Hemiscyllium ocellatum (epaulette shark) is the source of this 3170-nucleotide messenger RNA. RefSeq names its product dopachrome tautomerase (gene dct). Gene Ontology annotation, biological process: ventricular zone neuroblast division; positive regulation of neuroblast proliferation; developmental pigmentation. Lineage: Eukaryota; Metazoa; Chordata; Chondrichthyes; Orectolobiformes; Hemiscylliidae. Gene Ontology annotation, cellular component: melanosome. Bases 119 to 1663 code for a protein of 514 amino acids. Gene Ontology annotation, molecular function: dopachrome isomerase activity; oxidoreductase activity. The transcript has 8 exons. The record is from RefSeq and is a predicted model, not a curated record.
UUCCGUUGAAUCGAAGCAUUCACGUUGGUUUUAAACGAACGAGCUGAUUUGACAUAGGACCUGGCAGCGAAGUUUGAAUCUUUCAGUUUUUAAGGUGGAUUACUCGCGUUUCAGGAAGAUGUGGAGAUCUCUCUGGCUGUGGAUGACGAUCGGGGUUGUUGAACUGGCUUUUGCUCAGUUUCCCCGCGCAUGUAGCACAGUCCCUGCCCUGCUCUCCAAGACAUGCUGCCCACCGCAGGGCUCGGAUCCGGCAGUGCUGUGCGGGGCUGAACUCAAUCGAGGGAAAUGUACUGACAUGCAAGUAAGUGAGAAACCCUGGAGUGGACCCUACAAUCUGCGAAACGUGGAUGACCGGGAGAGGUGGCCGCUCAAGUUCUUUAAUCGGACCUGCAGAUGUAUGGGAAAUUUUGCUGGGUAUAACUGUGCUGAUUGCAAAUUUGGAUGGAUUGGCCAAAACUGUGACCUGAGAAGAGCACCUGUGAUUAGAAAAAAUAUCCACUCUCUGACACCAGCAGAGCAACAGCAGUUCCUGGAUGCACUGGAUCUAGCCAAAACUACAAUGCACCCAGAUUAUGUAAUUGCUACACAACACUGGCUUAGUUUGCUAGGACCUAAUGGGACCCAACCACAAGUAGCAAAUGUCACAAUAUACAAUUAUUUCGUGUGGCUUCAUUACUACUCCACCAGAGACACACUGCUGGGACCUGGUCAGGCAUUUAAAGCUAUAGAUUUUUCUCACCAAGGUCCAGCUUUUCUUACCUGGCAUCGAUAUCAUUUAAUGUUGCUGGAGAAAGAUUUACAGAAUCUCAUAGGAAAUGAUUCAUUUGCAAUUCCAUAUUGGAACUUUGCCACAGGAAGAAAUGACUGUGAUGUCUGCACACCAUCUUUGUUGGGAUCCAUGCGCCUUGAUGACCUGACAUUAAUCAAUCAAAGUUCCAGGUUCUCUCAGUGGGAGAUUGUGUGCAAUAGUUUGGAUGAUUAUAACCGCUUGGUCACUCUCUGCAACGGAACAAAUGAAGGUCCAAUAAGGAGGGCCUUCUUGGGAAAGAGCGGGGUCCAAUUGCCAAGCAUGGAGGAUGUUCGCCAGUGUAUGUCUAUUGAAGAAUUUGAUACACCACCUUAUUUCCAGAAUUCUAAUUUUAGUUUCAGAAAUGCACUUGAAGGAUUUAAUACACCCGAUGGCCACUCAGGCACUGGCAAAGUUCAAAGUCUUCACAAUCUGGUUCAUUCUUUUUUGAAUGGAACAAAUGGAUUUCCCCACUCUGCAGCAAAUGAUCCACUUUUUGUGGUGCUCCAUGCCUUUAUUGAUGCUGUUUUUGAAGAGUGGAUGAAGCAAAACAGCCCUGCAAUGAGCUCUUGGCCAGAGGAGAUGGCACCGAUUGGCCACAACAGGCAAUCUAAUAUGGUGCCAUUUUAUCCACCUGUGACCAAUGAGGAACUGUUUGUAUCAUCAGCUGAUCUUGGUUAUUCGUAUGAAAUUGAAUUUUCAGAAUUUAAUAUUUCCUUGGGUACCAAGCUAGCUGCGACCAUCAGUGGAAUCUUGCUGGGCCUUGUCCUGUUUGCUGUACUGCUGAUGCUAAUUCUACAACGACGAAAGAAUAGGGGUUUUGAACCUUUGCUAAGUUCAGAAUUUUCCAACAAGAUGUACACUGAAGAAGCUUAGUUUAUGCAACAGUUUAUUACUAUUAAUCUUUUAUCCCUUUUGCAAUGUGCAAAGGCACAACUGAGAACAUAUAAAAAUUUCUAGCUUGUUUUGUGUCAGCAGUGCUAUAAUGUAAGAUCAUAUGAUACCAAUGUAUGUAAAAGCUGAUGAAUUUGUAUUUGAUUCUUAGCAUGAUCUGCCCUAUCUGUUUUAUCAAUGAUGAGAAAAUAACUGAUUCGUCAGUUGGGAAGAAUAUGCUGUUUUUGUUGUCUAACAUGAUGACACGUGAUUUAGAGCUUUUUAGGAUGUAAUGGGCAAGGUUUGCUGCUGUGGGUUUUGCUGGGCAGCUUUUUAAAAUGCAGAUUAGAUCUUUGAUUUUCAAAAUAUUUUCAAAACCAAAAUAUAGCUGCAAUAAGAAUGAAAUUCUAAUUCACUUUCUAUAUUUCCAAUUUAUAAUAAUGUUAUGACUAAGGUUAUAGGAAUGAACUGUUUUUCUGUAGUUCCACACAUCACAACAUAGAUUUUAAUGUUACCUGGUUACCAUUAUGUUUAAUUAUAUACUUCACUGAUUUCAGAAUGUAAAAGAAAAUUUCAUCAACCAAGUUUCUUUUAUAUUAACAAAAUUAUUGAAUCAUUAUAAGACUCAUUCAACAAAGGUGCAAAGCUGGUUAAUACAUAUCUUAAAAUUUGAAAGAUUAAAUAUUAAGCCUUUCAAGUAACCUUACACAAAUUAAGUUUCUCAGCUAAUACCAAUUUUAAAAAAACUUUGCGUAAUUGCUCAUUUGUAAAAGACGAAAAUAAGAUGUGAUCUGUUCCAGGUGAUAUUUGGUUUGGGAAUAAGACACAAGUGCAUAGAUGUCUCUAGACCCGUGUGGCUGUUAUUUUCAGAAGCAACUCAUUCAGAAGAUGUUGAAAUAAAGUCUUCUAGAAGCUUCUCAGGAGAAUGACUACAACAGAUUUUCCAUCUCUCCCACAUGGCACUCAAAAAUGCUUUUCCCAAAAAAAAGUUGGGAAAGGAUGUCUGAGUUGGCUUUUCGAUUAACAGGCUAUACCAACUGCCUUUUUGGAAUAAUAUGCAAAACACAACUCAGAAAUAACUAACAAUCAUAAUCCCUGACAUGUAACUUCCCUGUUCAUAUGUUCAAGUAGUUCCAGAGUCCAUAAGAAUCUGAUUGUUUGUUUGCUUAGCUCAAUUGUCUUUCCCAAUAAGUGCUUGAUGGGAAAGUCAAAAGUGUCCUUUUCAGUGAUUUUUUUAAAAAAAAAGAUAAAUCCAGCCAACUCCAUAGUCUUCUAAAUGACUCAAUUUUUACAAUAUUUUAACCCUCAGUCUUAAAAAAUUUUGAUAACCUUCAUAACAAUAGGUGCUUUAAAAAUAAACAUAUAGCAGACAUUAAUCCAACACAUUACUCCAACUUAUGUGCAAGUUCCUUUGUCCCAUAUACUGUGGUGAGAUUAUAAAGAGUUGUUUCUCAGAAAUGUGUCAGUUUUAUGAUCCAUAGUGUAACUCAACAUACUGCCAAUAAAUGAA